This is a messenger RNA of Poecilia latipinna (sailfin molly), 2617 nucleotides long. It is a transcript of the gene gdf6a, whose product is annotated as growth differentiation factor 6a. The transcript has 2 exons. NCBI's taxonomy places the organism in Eukaryota, Metazoa, Chordata, Actinopteri, Cyprinodontiformes, Poeciliidae. Gene Ontology annotation, molecular function: cytokine activity; growth factor activity. Gene Ontology annotation, cellular component: extracellular region. Bases 692 to 1948 code for a protein of 418 amino acids. The record is from RefSeq and is a predicted model, not a curated record. Gene Ontology annotation, biological process: BMP signaling pathway.
AGAAACUUUUAUGCGUCAGAAGCGUCUCCUCUUCAUGGUGAACCUGUACUUGCGUGUAAAAAAAUCUUAUCAGAUCAGAUGAGGUUGGGAUUGGGAGACUUUGCGAUAAGUCUGGACUCUGUGCGGACUUGCACUUUGGUUCUGCGGGACUGCAGACAUGCCUCUGCUGAUAAGACAUGUGCUUUCAGUUUAAAGCUCAGAACGGAUAAGUUUGGUUGUGGAAUAAGAAUUACUUUCUUCGUCACAUUAGUUGAGGGUGUUUGUUUUUUUUCCUUCUUUUUUUCUUUUUUCAACAGAUUAGAUUACAUGUUGACGCGAUGACGCCCGAUUUGUUUACUCCUCUGAGUCCUGUCUGUGUCACCUCUGGCGGUCCGCCGGCUUCAGCCGCGGCUCCGUGGAGCUCUGUGACAUGAAGAUUGUUUAGGAAGCCCUGCAUUUGAGCCACCAUGUGGGCGUGUUUCUCUCAGGCCCAGCAGUCUCUCCGCUCUUGUGUGGAGUUCAGAGCGAGGAAAACGCAUUUCUUCUGCUGCGACCGCAGAGCGCAAAAGGUGGGAGCUCUCCGACUCUGACGCGCACACCAUCAUCUCCCACCCCGGGGCUCCAGGCGCUUCACUUCACCAACAAGAGGGAGAUUUACAAAAAAAAAAGAAAGAAAAGAAAAAGAAGAACUCAUCAUCAUCAUCAUCUAGCCAUGGACGCAUCUCGGUUCGCUGCGGUACAUCUGGGCCUGCUCCUCGUUUUGUUUGGGAAUGUACCGUGUUUCCAGUCUGCUGCUAUCAUCUCCCCUUCUGCGCCGAGGAGGAACAGGGAAGCCAGGACCUCUCAUCCGCAUGGACAAAGGUCACCCAGGCUCUUCAGAGACAUCAUCGCCUCCUCGCACCCCGCAGCGGGACAUCACAAAGACGGAGAGGUCCCAAAGGACGCCGUGGUGCCGCACGAGUACAUGCUCUCCAUAUACAGGACGUAUUCGGCGGCCGAGAAACUCGGACUAAACGCGAGCUUCUUCAGCUCUUCAAAGUCUGCCAACACCAUAACGAGUUUUGUGGACAAAGGAACAGACAAUCUUUUGCACUCUCCUCUGAGAAGACAGAAGUAUCUGUUUGAUGUCUCAACCCUGUCCGAGAAAGAGGAGCUGGUCGGAGCCGAAUUAAGGAUAUUUAGGAAAGCUUUGGGGGCCCCUCAGGCGGCGGGGCCCUUCCACCUCCAGCUCUACCCGUGCCGCUCCGACAAGCCGCUGGACUCCAGGUCUCUGGACGCCGCUGACUCCGCAGAGACCGGCGGCUGGGAGGUUCUGGACGUGUGGGACGCGUUUCGGACGCAGCGCCAGCACAGAAGCCAGCUCUGCUUCCAGCUCCGGGCCGUGCACGGCAAGUCCGACGCCGAGGUGGACCUGAGGCGGCUGGGCCUCGACAGGAGCGGCCGCGGACAGCAGGAGAAGGCCAUCCUGGUGGCCUACACCCGCUCCAGGAAGAGGGAGAACCUGUUCAACGAGAUGAAGGAGAAGAUCAAGUCGCGGCGCUCGGCGGAGGAGAAGCCGGCGAGAGCCGAGGGCCUGGGCGAGGGCCCCCCGCGGCGGCGGCGGAGGACGGCGCCGAACAACCGGCACGGGAAGCGGCACGGGAAGAAGUCCAAGUACAGGUGCAGCAAAAAGGCCCUGCACGUGAACUUCAAGGAGCUGGGCUGGGACGACUGGAUCAUCGCCCCGCUGGGCUACGAGGCCUACCACUGCGAGGGCGUGUGCGACUUCCCGCUGCGCUCGCACCUGGAGCCCACCAACCACGCCAUCAUCCAGACCCUCAUGAACUCCAUGGACCCCAACAGCACCCCGCCCAGCUGCUGCGUGCCCACCAAGCUCAGCCCCAUCAGCAUCCUGUUCACGGACUCAGGCAACAACGUGGUGUACAAACAGUACGAGGAGAUGGUGGUGGAGCAGUGCGGCUGCAGGUAGCGGCGUGUUGGUGUCAUAAAUAAAACAACGGAGGAAAAACGAAAAGACAGAUUUUGUUCAAGCCGAAGUGCUGACGGCUCCGUGGACGUGAACAGAUCAGCUCCUCACAGGGUCUGGAGCGUUUUAAUCCAAAUGAAGGGAUGCGCUCACAGGAAGCGCAUCCCGUCCACCUCCACCUCCACCCUACUUCAGUUUUAUUUAUUCAAACUGAUUAACACUAAAAGCGUCCAGCACAUUUAUUCUCAUCCACGCAGAGACCUUUAAAAAAAACCGUAUCAAGCGGAAUGUCCAGGAGGUUUUGGCGCAAAGCAGCGAAUAGACACAGUGCGCGCUCUGCAUGGCUGCGGGCCAGAAAGGAGCCUGUUUAUCUGGGAGCGCCGCGCUUGAUCGGGACGUUUUGGGGUCGUCCCUUCACCCCCAACACACACACAUACACACACACUCCCUAACUGGAGACAUUACAGGCUCGGGACAGAGCAUGCUUUCACCAAAUAAAUGAAUAAAUGGAAAUAAAAGAGAGAGACAAAAGAAAUCGGUAAAUACAUGAACACAUGAGGUGAAUGUCUAAUGUACCAAACCCAGAAACGUGGAUCUGUAUGUGAGGAGAUAAAGAUGGCGGUGGUGAUGCCUUCAAGAGAUUUCUCUCUUUUGUUUUUUUUUUGUUUUUUU